Molecule: messenger RNA, 243 nt
Organism: Thlaspi arvense
Lineage: Eukaryota; Viridiplantae; Streptophyta; Magnoliopsida; Brassicales; Brassicaceae
Source: the annotation of a GenBank genome assembly
AUGACAAAUCCGUUCCAAAAAGGAGUGCUUCAAAUUGAUCAAGAACUUGCUUUGGAUAAAUCAAGUGCUGGUAUGGUGUCCUCCCUCGCAUCUAAUGCGCAAGGUUUUCAACAGAGCUUUGCAAAGGCGAUGGUGAAGAUGGGUAAUAUUGAAGUUCUUGUCGGAAAUGGGGGUCAAAUAGAAAGAACUGUAGGAUAUGCUUAUCUAGAUAGCAGCGUUUACACUCAUACAGUGUCCAUUUGA